AUGGAGGUGAAGNGGGCUUUCAACGACGCCGUCANNAAGGGAGUUGUUCACGUUGCUACCAACAUCUCCUUCUCCAAGAACCCCAACGAUGUCAUUCCUAGUGUCAUCGCUGGCGUGACCCACACUCUCGAGGCCGCCGCUCAAGAACCCUUUGUUAAGCGAUUCGUCUUUACCUCAUCUUCUACUGCUGCCACCAAUCCCGUCCCAAACAAAGAGUUCAACAUUGACGAGAAUUCUUGGAACCAAGUCGCCAUUGACAAGGCUUGGGCCGACCCUCCCUACACUGAGGUGGAUAGAGCCUGGAAUGUUUAUGGCGCAAGCAAGACCCAAGGAGAGCAGGCUGUCUGGAAGUUCAUCAAGGAGAGCAAUCCUCACUUUGAAUGCAAUACCAUUCUGCCCAACGCAAACUUCGGUCCCAUUCUUGACAAGAGUCAGGACGCAAGCACUGCCGGCUGGAUCAGAGACGUCUUCACCAAGGGCUUUGCUCCCCAACUUCAACAAAUCCCACCCCGUAUGACACUCCUCUCUGCAACCACAGACUUUCGUAUACUGACACGUACAGAAUGGUUUGUCAAUGUUCGUGACACCGCACUCCUGCACAUUGCCGCUUUGAUUGAUGCCGAUAUCAAGAACGAACGCAUCUUCGCCUUCGCCGAGCCGUACAACUGGAACUCGGUUCUCGCCGCCAUGCGCAAGGCCCGUCCUGACAAGAAGGUUCCCGAAGACCUCGAAGACAACAGCAAGGAUUUGAGCAAGGUUUUGCCCAGAGCUCGUGCAGAAGAGAUAUUGAAGAAGAACUUUGGUCAGAACGGCUUUGUUGGUCUGGAGGAGUCCGUCAGACAGAACAUCGAGAACCUGUAG
Messenger RNA from Aureobasidium musti, 861 nucleotides. Lineage: Eukaryota; Fungi; Ascomycota; Dothideomycetes; Dothideales; Saccotheciaceae. The record is from the annotation of a GenBank genome assembly.